AUGGACAGGACAUCGUUCUCAAGCUGCAACAAAGGAAAGCCGAUUAGAUGCAAAGCAGCAAUAUGUAGAAAAGCAGGAGAAGCAUUGGUGAUAGAAGAGAUCCAAGUUGAUCCACCUCAACCUUACGAAGUUCGUAUUAAAAUCAUAUGUACAUCUCUAUGUCACACGGAUAUCAAUUACUGGAAAUUAAACAAUGAUCCUCGUGCAAAGUUUCCUAAGAUUCUAGGACACGAAGCAGUCGGUGUGGUUGAGAGCAUAGGAGAACAUGUAGACGGGUUCAAGCAAGGCGACAUUGUUUUGCCAGUGUUUUACCCUAACUGCGAGGAAUGUAAAGAUUGUAAAUCCCCAAAGAGCAACUGGUGCUCGAGAUUUUGCGACGAUUUCUUGUCAAACACGAGAAGAUAUGGAACAAACUCUAGAUUCAAAGACUCCUCCGGUGAAGUUAUCCACCACCAUAUCUACGUAUCUAGUUUCUCUGAAUAUACCGUUGUAGAUAUCGCCCAUCUCGUCAAAAUCUCACCUGAGAUCCCCGUACACAAAGCGGCUUUGCUCAGCUGUUGCGUAUCCACAGGAGUUGGAGCGGCUUGGAAAGUGGCUGGUGUGGAGGAGGGUUCCACCGUUGCCAUUUUUGGCCUUGGUGCUGUUGGACUUGCGGUUGCAGAGGGAGCCAGGCUGUUUGGGGCCGGAAAGAUCAUCGGUGUGGAUCUCAAUCCUGACAAGUUUGAAAUAGGUAAAAGAUUCGGCAUCACGGACUUCGUCAACACGGCUUCAUGUGGCGAGAAGACAAUUAGCCAAGUGAUCACAGAAAUGACAGGAGGAGGAGUUGAUUACAGUUUUGAAUGCGUUGGUUUAGCUUCGUUGAUGGAGGAGGCUUUUAAUAGCACCCGCACGGGAUCGGGGAAGACGGUAAUAUUGGGGAUGGAGAAGAACGCUUCGCCGAUAAGCUUAAGUAGUCGCGCUAUUAUGAGAGGUAGAAGUAUCCACGGAAGUUUGUUUGGUGGUCUAAAACCCAAACUUGAUAUCCCCAUUUUGGUCGAUCGUUAUUUAAAAAAGGAGCUUAAUCUGGACGGUCUUAUUACACACGAGCUGAGCUUUGCGGAAAUUAACAAGGCUUUCGAUUUACUGGUGGAAGGGAAUUGUAUACGCUACACUAUAUGGAUGGAUAAAUAAUUAUUUUCUGUGAGAAUCUGUUAAUCCAUCCAUGUUCCUGAAUAUGCCUGGGAAAAAAAACAAAUAUGUUUCUAUUGCAAUAUCACAAAUUUAUCAUAUGUAAUUUUCCUUUGUUGGAUAUUGUUUUCGUAUGUGAUUUUCUCUUUAUUGCGCGCGCUCAAACGA
This is a messenger RNA of Eruca vesicaria subsp. sativa (arugula), 1335 nucleotides long. Lineage: Eukaryota; Viridiplantae; Streptophyta; Magnoliopsida; Brassicales; Brassicaceae. The record is from the annotation of a GenBank genome assembly.